Molecule: messenger RNA, 2996 nt
Organism: Conger conger (European conger)
Lineage: Eukaryota; Metazoa; Chordata; Actinopteri; Anguilliformes; Congridae
Product: actin-related protein 2-like
Exons: 8
Coding region: 150-1334 (394 amino acids)
Biological process (GO): Arp2/3 complex-mediated actin nucleation
Cellular component (GO): Arp2/3 protein complex; actin cortical patch
Molecular function (GO): actin filament binding
Source: RefSeq, a predicted model, not a curated record
ACUUCUGAUCCACCCGUCCAGUGCAUUUCCGCUUUUUAUCCGUAAUUCGCUCCAUAGAUGCUCAAGCAGGAAUAACCGACGUGCUUUUUGAGGCGUUGUGAUAUUUUUCCUUUACCUUUCGCGUGCGCGGUGUUCCCUGGCGGCGAAUUAUGGAUAGCCAAGGAAGAAAAGUAGUUGUUUGUGACAAUGGCACAGGGUUUGUCAAGUGUGGAUUUGCUGGUUCCAAUUUUCCUGAACACAUCUUCCCUGCCCUGGUGGGCAGACCCAUCAUCCGCUCAUCUACUAAAGUGGGCAACAUUGAGAUUAAGGACCUGAUGGUGGGUGAUGAGGCCAGUGAGCUGCGCUCCUUGCUGGAGGUGUCCUACCCCAUGGAGAACGGCAUAGUCCGCAGCUGGGAUGACAUGCACCACCUGUGGGACUACACCUUCAGCCCCCAGCGGCUGGAUAUCUCCCCCCCGGACUGCAAGAUCCUGCUCACCGAGCCCCCCAUGAACCCCCUGAAGAACCGGCAGAAGAUUAUCGAGGUCAUGUUCGAGAGCUACCGGUUCCAGGGCGUCUACAUCGCCAUCCAGGCUGUGCUCACACUCUACGCCCAGGGCUUGUUGACGGGUGUGGUGGUAGACUCAGGGGAUGGAGUGACCCACAUCUGCCCCGUGUACGAAGGCUUCGCUUUGCCCCACCUCACCCGCCGAUUGGACAUUGCAGGCCGUGACAUCACACGCUAUCUCAUCAAGUUGCUGCUUCUCCGUGGCUAUGCCUUCAACCACUCAGCGGACUUUGAGACGGUGCGCAUGCUGAAGGAGAAGCUGUGCUACGUGGGCUACAACAUCGAGCAGGAGCAGCGGCUGGCCAGAGAGACCACCGUGCUCGUAGAGACAUACACGCUUCCCGAUGGGCGGGUGGUGAAGGUGGGGGGUGAGCGGUUCGAGGCCCCCGAGGCCCUGUUCCAGCCCCACCUGAUCAACGUGGAGGGAGUGGGCGUGGCCGAACUGCUCUUCAACACCAUCCAGGCGGCCGACAUCGACACAAGGUCAGAUUUCUACAAACACAUUGUGUUGUCCGGGGGUUCCACCAUGUACCCCGGCCUGCCAUCCCGCCUGGAGAGGGAGAUCAAGCAGCUUUAUCUGGAGAGGGUGCUGAAGGGGGAUGUGGAUAAGCUGUCUAAGUUUAAGAUCCGCAUCGAGGACCCGCCACGGCGGAAGCACAUGGUGUUCCUGGGAGGGGCCGUGCUGGCCGAUAUCAUGAAGGACAAGGACUCCUUCUGGAUGAGCCGGGCCGAGUACGAGGAGAAGGGCAUCGGGGUGCUGGAGAAACUGGGGGCCAGCGUGCGAUAGGAGGGUCCCUGUCCCACCAGGUAGACACAGGGACCUGAGCCUGCCUCCCACUUAAAACACACUCCCUUACUGCCACACCCACAGGCCCACAGACAGGCAGACGGACACACAGUCACUCUCUGACAUUAACAAUCGGGUAAAACUGCCUUCCCAUGUCUGUCUGUUUGUCUGUCUGUCUGUCCACCAUCUCCACACAGUGUGAGAACAGUUCAGUAGAUGUUUGUCUGUCCAUCUGUCUCAGAAUGGUGUGAUUAUGACACACCAUCUGGGCAUGCAGCUGCCGUUUGAUUGUAGUUUACUGUUUGUGUGUUUUAACGUGUGAAAUCAACUGUUGACCAUGCAGUAUACAGCUGCAUGGGGGGGGGGGGGACAUAUUAGUUAUUACGGGUGAGGGUGGGAAGGGGGGUGUCUGCUACCAAAGUCAAAAUUAAAUUAAAUUAGGUUUGAAAACAUGAACUCUCCAGCUGAUGUGUGUUGUUAGCCCCCACUGUGAUAUACUUAAAGGAGAAUAAUUAUAGUCUGUGUUAAGAAGUUAACAAAGUACUGAGCUUCCUGUUUCCGUGGCAACAUAGAAAGUUGGCACUUCCUUGUUGUCCCACUAUGGGGUAGGUGAGAUGCACACACCAGUCUUCAUGCUCUUCUCUGAGUACCCUGUGGACUGUUUGGUGAGCUUAUCCUUCCAACUACCAGAGCAGUGGUAGGGUAGGCAUUUGGACUUUUUAAUAACAUUGACAAAUCCAGUGAACUGAACGUGUUUUUUGACUUUAGCCAUGAUUACAGUAGCACUGAAAUGUACUGUAACUGAGUACCCGUAUCAGUUUGUGUGAGUACGGUGUUCACAUGAAAUCCUGGUAAAUGGGAUAAUCCAAACAGUCUGGACCAAACUGAAAAAAAAAAAAACAUUUUUUAUAUUUGUGUAUUGUUAAUUAUGUGAUUUUAUUGAGAUUAAGUAUUUGCCAAUGAGAUUCUGUUUUCUACCUUUUAAAUCCCAGUUUUUGUACAUCUGUGUUCUUCCUUUCAUUAUAAUUAUUUUUUUGUAGGGCAUUGCACUCAUAAAACCUGGAUCAAAAACUCACUUUUCAUUUUCUCAUUCCUCGCUGUUGUUCUUUUUCUUGCAAUAAUGGCUGUGUGCCAAUAGAUAAACGGGCUGUGAAUCAUGAAAACAUCGGACAGUACUAGUUCGACACGGUCAGCAGGUCUGUCCUGUAGGUUAGAGGGCUAUAAUCAGCACAAUGACAGAUGUAACCUGCCUGUGUGAGGAAACGGUACAUGACUUCAUCUCUGUGUGAAUCAGAUGCAGUUCUCUGUGAAUGCUGCAGGUGGACUUUUUACAGAGAAUAACACAUUACUCUGAACCUUUCAGUUUUGUGUAGAGCACUGAAUGCUUCUUUGCCGUUUUUUCACCUUCGACCCCAUUCCCCGAGAGCAUCUGAUUCACACCUUAAUCACAGCAUUAAAUCCAGCUUUCAUUCUGUGUGUAAUGGUUUUACUCCUGUAUCCUUCAUCAUUUUUUUGGUAAAAAAAAUAAAUAAAUACAUUAUCAAUGACUGCAUUUACACAUUUUGCGGCAGAGGGGGUUAUCUGUUAAACCAUACUUUAUUCUGAUACCUGUAGCAAUGUUGGCUGCAACGGCAUGAAUAUGAAUAAAGAUUGUUAUAAUUA